Molecule: messenger RNA, 753 nt
Organism: Oreochromis niloticus (Nile tilapia)
Lineage: Eukaryota; Metazoa; Chordata; Actinopteri; Cichliformes; Cichlidae
Product: malonyl-CoA-acyl carrier protein transacylase, mitochondrial-like
Exons: 3
Coding region: 193-753 (186 amino acids)
Source: RefSeq, a predicted model, not a curated record
AUAAGAGUUAGAAAUCCAUUUUUACCGCUCAAGCUCCAGUCUGGCCCUCUCCUCCUCCAGCCGAGCCUGGAUCUCCAUAUUAAGGGCAACUUCCAGCUGCUGCUGUGUCAGCUCCAGCUCCCUGAUCCUCUUCUUCUGUUGUUCAGCCUCCUUUUCCUUCACCUGCAUCUCAGCCUGGUGCGAGCGGAGACUAUGCAGAAGGCCUCAGAACUGGUUCCCAGUGGGAUGCUGUCAGUCAUUGGUAGACCUCAGGAUCAGUAUAAUUAUGCCUGUCUGCAGGCAAAAGAGCACUGCAAGAGUCUGGGGAUGGAGAAUCCUGUGUGCUCUGUGGCCAACUACCUGUUUCCAGAUGGCAGGGUUAUUGCAGGGCACCAGCAGGCUCUGGAUUUCCUCCAGGAAAACUCUCGGCGCCUAAAGUUCAUGCGGACCAAAACUCUCCCAGUCAGUGGUGCGUUCCAUACUGAGCUGAUGGCAUCGGCUACUGAACCCCUCAGAGAGGUGCUCCGGCAGGUGGAGAGUGAGGGAAAGUCUUCCCUUCACCAUGAACUCAAACUGAAGAGACGGAUCCAGCGGGAAAACAGUCAGCGGGAACGCAGCGGGAGCGCCCGCAGCAGCUGCAGCAGCAGGGGCAGCCAAUCUGAUGACUUGACUAUCCAUGAGAUGGAGAAAACAGAAAAAGAGAAAGACAAACAGGACUUAGAGAUUGAAAACAUUAUCAAGGUAAGUGAGGGCUAUAAGAAUCUUUUUUUGUAA